GGGCACUUGGUCACGUAAAGGCACCUUAAUGCGCAGUAGAUUUUGCGCAUGCGCAGGCCUUCUAACCUGAUCAGCUGACUGUGAGUGAGAUGCACUGCUGAAGGACCGUUGAGUCAAAAACCUUUUAUUAUCUACGCUAUGUGCGGGAGGCUGCGACUAUCUAACUGAAAAACACAGUGUGGACCGAAUAUCGAGGCCUUUUAACAAACCGGUAAGUCCAGAAACACACCGAUGAAUGACGUCGUGACGGCGGAAGGCUGCGUUGCAAACAAGCUAGUGUCAGCAGCAGCAGCAGCAAGCUAACGUUAACACUGGAUAUAUUCAGUCACUAACAUAUCAGAUUCAUUACUCUGCCUAAUGCUAACCUUUAAUCAGAGGGUCAUUACUGAAUUAAACCUAAAGUUGAACUGGUCUUAAUCGUCACGUGAUUCUAGAGGUGUUUCAUUAGAGGAUCGUAGAAGUAUUUAGCAUGUCCUUUACAGCUCCAAAACUGAUCAUAUGACAGUCAAUCAGCAGACAGGGAGACUUGUCUGUGUCCACUGUGCCCACUGAUGUAAUCAACCUGAGAGUGUGUAUGUAUGUGUACGUGCGUGUGCGUGUACGUGUAGUUUCCACAUUUUUCUAAGGGAAAAUGUGAAGAAGUUUUAGAGGCAAAAAGGGAACAAGCAGCUUAACGUUAUGGCAAUGGCUAGUUCCGGGACAAUCAUACCUUACAUAGCAGUGUAAAAAUAACUUUAUCAAAGCAAAAGUAGAAUCAGAAUAGUUUGAAUGAUGUUAAAGUCAUGUACUGUGAAAAUUUGACCUUUACUUAUUUAUAAUUUAUAGUAUCACGUUGUAUUAAAGAGGAACUGAACUGAUAAAUUCACAUAAAAUGAUCAAUAAAAUGUUUAAAAGAAGAACUGAACCAAUAAAUUUACAUGAAAUGAUCAUAAAACUGUAUAAAAGAAUUUAACUGAUAAAAUCACAUAAAAUGAUCAUUAAAAUGUUUUAAGUGUCAAAAGUUUCCUAGUUAAAUUUAUAUUAAGGCAUGGUCUUUGUAAGAUGAUGUGAUUUACAGCUAGCAACCAUAAUCAUGUGAUAUUAUGAAGAAAAUAGACUUUUUUGCACCAUGCCUAAAAUGGAAAAUUUAAUACUGUAUUAGCGCAGUAUUUGGGUAAAGGUGAAGCUUAAAGUGGCUGUUUAUUUCCCUAGUAAUCCCAUUAUAUGUGCAGAGUGAAUCUGAAAGCUCUUACCAAGACACAAUGACUUUAUAAGGCAUUUAAUGUUUUGUUUUGUUUUUAAUUGAAGGUGUUUUGCUUUUGAUCAAUCCUGUCAAAUCAAAGUCCCUCAUGUUAUCAAUGCAAAACGUUUAAACCCAGAUGAUCAUGAUACUGUCCACAUCGUCUUAAUACCUCUCCAAACUUCAAGGACAUAGCCAUAGAUAUAGAGAUAGAGAUUUUACUGUUUAUUCGAUCAAAUAUACAUACAGGACAAUUUUAGACAAGAAAUUCACCUAUUUUUGGAGAUCAAAAAGGAGUAGGUAGAAGCUAUCUAGCUCAUUUGUACCUACUCUCAGUCCUUCCUAUUCGUUGACCUUUUACAUGUCUCUAGAAUUUUAGGAUUUCUUAAGUCGCCAAAAAGUAACCAAAGCUCCAAAUUCUAACAUUAGUAACAAAUCAUUAAUACUGAGACAAGGACCUUAAAUAUACAUAUAUACACUGAUACCUAUUUACACAUAUAUACAAAUCUCGAAUCUCUCAUUUGUACCAUACCCGUAUUCAAUAUAAUAAGUGUGACAAAACGAAAAUCACUGAUAUAAGUAAUUUUCGAUCAUACUCUGCUUUAAUUUACUUUACACUGUGCUUUUGUUUUGCUUUGUUUAAUUUCAUUCCACAGCAUCACCCCCACAACAGAGAGACACAUGCUUUUUAGAGUUGUACGAGCGCCUGGUUGUUUUAAAGAUGAAAAACUAGGACAGCGUUUUUCCACAGCUGACAAAUUUUUACUGUCUUAAGCACAUUUAUCCAAUAUACCCAUCUUAAAAAAGCUUUUUCUUUCUUCAUAAUGCUCCUACAGCAACCUACUCAAAUUAGAGGGCAGGUGAACAAACAUCCUACAAGCAACCAUGACAGAAUUCUGGUUGAUCUCUGCUCCGGGGGAGAAGACAUGCCAGCAGACCUGGGACAAGCUGAUGGUGGCGACCACACGAACCAACAACCUCUCUGUGAACAACAAGUUCAACAUCCCUGAUCUCAAGGUCACACACAGCAGUCAUCUGCAGUUGUUGAAACAAUCCUUACACACACGACACAGUUGGUAAUAUUUUGAUUUUUUCCUCAUUCAGGUUGGAACUCUAGAUGUCUUAGUUGGUUUGUCAGAUGAACUGGCUAAACUUGACACUUUUGUUGAAAGGUAAACUUUGAAAUUACCACACAUACUUUGUUUCUGUUUCACUUCAACCAGGAAUAUCCUUAUUUCUUCUUAUUUUUUAUUAUUCUUUGAUUCGCUUGUGUUUCUUUGUGUUUCAGUGUGGUGAAGAAAGUGGCCCAGUACAUGGCUGACGUCCUGGAAGACAGCCGAGACAAAGUCCAAGAGAACCUACUUGCUAAUGGAGGUAAUCACAACUAACAUAGUCUUGAGUGUGAUCACAGUAACUUCAUAGAUAGACAUGACAGAGCACUGUGUGUUCAUGUUUGCAAUCAUUACAAAAUACUAUUCAAAGCCCUUGGUGAUCAAUAAUGACAGUUUCCUUGUUUAUCCUUCUACAGUGGACUUGGUUACCUACAUCACUAGAUUUCAGUGGGACAUGGCCAAAUAUCCGAUCAAACAGUCGCUGAAAAACAUCUCUGAGAUCAUCUCCAAGGUAUGUCAGUGGAAUUUCUGAUAUAUCUCUGCUUAUCAGUUCAAGUUUUAUCGUAAUCGGCAGCAUUGUUCAUUUUAGGAUCACAUUUGUUUGAGAGAGAAAAAAAAUCCUCUUGGAAUAACAAACACAAAAACAGCCCUGAGGCAACUUCUACAAAGUGACAUAUCACAUAAAGAUGCAACUACAAUACAUGUACCGAUAUGUUUAAUACAGAUAAGAAGAAAUCUUUUGUGUUCAUCCUCUUAUAUUUCGUUCCCAGCAAGCGACUCAGAUAGACAACGACCUGAAGGCCAGAGCUUCAGCUUACAACAACCUGAAGGGAAACCUGCAGAACCUCGAGAGGAAGAAUGCGUGAGUUACAUGAUGAUUAUCAUCGUUACAAUAGCUUUUAAUCUUCUAUUUAGCUGUACAUGUCAUCUGAUAGGAGCGAUGUCUAAAGCCAGAUACAGGAUCACCAGCAGCUUAUGGACAUGUUUGUAAUAGACUUGUAUUUUAGUGUUGGUUCUCUUCUAGAUCAACAGAUUAUUAACAGUUUGGUUCAAUCUGUACAGUACAUCUAAAAAUAUACAUUGUGUAUCUGGACUUGAGUUGCACAAAAUCUGAAGUAUGUGUGUUGUCCUGUAGGGGGAGCUUGUUGACCAGGAGUCUGGCUGACAUAGUGAAGAAAGAGGACUUUGUGCUGGACUCAGAGUACCUGAUUACCAUGCUGGUGGUUGUCCCAAAGUAAGUCCACCUUCAUUGAUAUCAAAGGCGUCUGUGUAAAGAGGCAUCAGUGGGAUCUUACUCCAUUCAUACUCCACUGGGCCCGGCCAGUAGGGCCAGGUAGGGGUGCCCAAGGACACUUUGGCAUGUGCACAAUGGGGCCUGGAAUUGACCUUCCAGUUGAGAGAUGACCGACUCUACUUCUGAGGCACAGCCGCCCCUUCCAAUAGCUUACUCAAAGACUUUUGAAAGAGUGGUAUUAUUUACUAUGGUAGCUCCCUCAUGUUAUUGAAUUUAUGUCAGCUAUGGAAUUAUAUGAACACAUGAAAGUAAGACUGCUCUUUUACUGCACUGUUGAGACACUGGAAGGAUUUGGUUGAACUACUCUAACUACUUAAGGUUUAUUUUGUUUCUGUUUUUACAAUGUGCAAAUUUAGCUCAGACUUUUGAAUGAAUGAUACUAUCAUCAAGACUAAACCGAUAAAAAAGAAGACGCUCUUAGAUUAGAACAGACCACUGAAUUUCAUUACAAGCAUAUUGGUAUUCCCCUCAAACUUUACUUCCAUUUCCCUUUUUUCCCUCACCAGGACGGGUUAUGCUGACUGGCAGAAGACGUAUGAAACCCUGGCAGAGAUGGUCGUGCCACGCUCCACCAAGUAAGAGCAAACAGAUGAUUCAUUUGCCAAAUCCUUGACUGAUCAGCCUCAGGAAGAGGUCAUGCAGUCUACUAUAUACUCUCAAAUAACUUUACUAAAACAUCUAGGGGCCUUUAUAUUCUGGGAACAGCUCUUCCUUAAUUCUGGUUUAACUUCAAGCCUGAUUGUUAUGAUCACCCUGUGAGACACAGUUAACUUUUUGACAAUGGGGAUGGAUGAUUUUAAGGUGUUAUGUUCAAGGUGUUUGAUUGACAUGACUCAGCAGACUGUGUUCCUAGAGCAGAUAUGGAGCAAUAUCCUUCAAUUGACUUAGAAACAGGAAACAUCUUAAGGUAGAACAGCAAUGUGAAGGGAGUUUCUCCUUGACUAAGACUGUUCUUGGAUUGUUCCACUGAUGUUGUGCACUGAUAUACAGAGGUAAAGCAGUCUAUACCCUUUAUCGUCCAUGCUUUCAAUGAAACAGCUAUGAAUUGUAAUAGUAAGAGGUCUGGUCUGUAGUCAGCCAUCUCAAAUAAAGGUGGACGUAAUGAUGUAACACCAAAGUCUUUCUCAAAGUCUGUACAAGUUCUUCCACUACCAGAGAAGUCAAACUAUUUCUCAUGAGGAAACGUUUUUUUUCUCACUUUCUGCUCUUAGUGUUGUUGCACCACAUGGUUAAAGUUGAAUUUAAAAUGCUGUGCUAUUUAUCAGAGUUGGAAUACGCAUUGAGAUCAUUUCCUGCAUAUUUCCUUGUCUGGUUGUGGUUGUUUUUAAAGUAUGGGUCCUUGUGUGCUGAUACAUUUUGAAUUUUUAUAGUAUCUCGGUGUGAGAUACUUCUUAGUAACUGGGAAAACUAGCGGUGAUCCUAAUAAAUAAACAAGUAAACUAAGCAUUGUUUAGCUGACACAAUAAUGGCUGUUAAGUUGAUUAUUCAGUCUUGAACAUAUAAACCUAUUUCUUUAUGUUAUCACGAAUAUUAUUACUGUGUAUAUAAUAUAAGAUGUAUACUGGAGGAGCCUGAAGGUGAAAAUAGGCUGUUUAUAUCUUUGAAUAGAAACUUAAAUGACAAAAUAGGAGAAGGUUAUUAUUUUGUCAGACAUUAGAUGUGUGUUUUAUCUUAUAUUAAUGUUAAUCUGUCUCUCUCCCUUCCAGGCUGUUGUUUGAAGACAAUGACAGCGGUCUCUUCAGCGUGACUCUCUUCAGAAAGGCAAUCGAUGACUUCAAGCACAAGGCCAGAGAAAACAAGUAAACUAUUUCAUUAGAGAUUUGAAAUAAUUUUACAUUUUAUUCUAAAAGCUGAUGUGUAAACCUAUCGAGCGUGAGCCUGAAUUUACAGAUGUAUUCGUGAGAGUUCCACUUAGGCUGUGCCUAAUAUUGAGCCUUUAUUAUGGGUUGUUUUUAACCACACAUUGUCUUUGCUUAUCCAUUAUAUUUAUUUAUUAUCUCAGUUUUAGACCCUGAAGUAGGUGACCCAUUUGUGGACAGAGGGACUCUCAUGUUGUGCUCUAAUAAAAACCGCAGUAAAAUAGCAGACGCAAUUUUGUCAACACUCGACAGUCUCUCUAAUUAGCAUUACUCAUUGUGUGAUUUCAUUGUGUGUUUAUGUAUAUGUGUUUUUGUAUGUAGCCUGAUUUUAAGAGAGCACUUCAGUGCGUGUGUAUCUGUGCUCCUGUCUCUGAUUGCUCGCUCUCUGCUGUGUGACCUGACCUCCUAGGUUUACAGUACGUGAUUUCCAGUACAAUGAGGAGGAGAUGAAGGCGGACAAAGAGGAGAUGACACGUUUGUCUACUGACAAGAAGAAACAGUUUGUAUGCUGGCUGUUUUGUUUUACAAACAAUACUACGGGCUGAGUAGAGGAGGGUUUAUUUUUAACAUUUAAUUUGCAUCAUCUCCGUUUCGAUAAAAGCUGAAAAAGGGAAUUAUUUGUCAAUUAUGAACCUCAUUGUUGGGAACAAAAUUAUGAAUGCUAGUUGAAAACAUCACUGAGCAUUAAAAUUCUCCCUCUCUCUAAUCAGGGGCCAUUGGUACGAUGGCUGAAAGUGAAUUUCAGCGAGGCCUUCAUCGCUUGGAUUCAUAUAAAAGCUCUGCGUGUGUUUGUGGAAUCAGUAUUGAGGUGAGUGGGUCGAUGCACUUUUUCCACUCUCAGAUAAAAGCAAGCGGGGGGUUUCAUGUCUCACCAAUGACAGAUGAAAGACGGCCUUACAUAUCUCUUGUGUGUCAUAGAUACGGGCUGCCAGUGAACUUCCAGGCUAUGCUCCUGCAGCCGAACAAGAAGAACAUGAAGAAGCUGAGGGAGGUGCUGUACGAACUGUACAAACACCUGGACAGCAGCGCUGCAAUAAUUGAUGUGAGUAUCUCUAACAUAAACCCUCUAACCAGAGGAGUUUAACCCAGUUCUGUGACAUUUAGAGGAAACGUGGGGGGCUGAGGUCUCCGAUCAUGACCCCCUAAGGGUUUAAGUUAUUGACAUCUUCUUGUUUGCUGUAGAUUGGAAGGACUAAAUCAACCUUUACUUCUGUUGCUUUUAGAAAUGUGACAGAUAUCACCUCAGUUGCCUUAAAUGUUUCAGACUAUUAGUGUAUAAAGUUUAGAAAUAGUAUGAAACGCAUUGUAAUAAUAAACUAGAAAAGCACUCGGAGAGCACAGACCUCCGCCAAGCAGCUCAUGUCCCCCCUUAUAUUGUGAUUCACACCAAAAAUUUUACUGUUACGUGUCUUUUAUUAACGUUUAUUUGUGUUUAAACUGGUAUGUUCACUGUUCAUAAUGUUCCUAAAACAAGAAAUGCACUGACGGGGACUCAAACCCAGAACCUUCUGGCUAUGAGGUGACAGUGCUAACCACUACACCACUGUACCACCCAUCUUCACCACUGUGCCGCCCAUUGCUAAUCUUUCAGCAUUGAAAAUUCCAACGACAGCCUUACUUUUGUGUGUUUGUUAUGGAUCACAGUAUCCAGAAUUUUGUCUGGAUCACCACCAAAAUUUAAUGGGAUCCUCCCGGGGCUGAGAAGCACCUCUGGUAAAAAUUUCAGGUCAAUCCGUCUGUUAGUUUCUCUGUAAUAUUGCUAACAGCCAAACAAACAAACAAACCAACGCUAUCGAAAACAUAACCUCCUUGGCGGAUGUGAAAAAUGGAUACAAACAGCAUCAUAUGUAUUAAAUUCUCGUCUUCUUGUGUCUCCGUAGGCCUCUAUGGACAUCCCUGGACUAAACCUAAGCCAGCAAGAGUACUACCCUUAUGUUUACUACAAGAUUGACUGCAACCUGCUGGACUUCAAAGUCUAACUACGUCGCCAUCGUCGUCAUCAUCAUCUCUGUGGAGUCGUGCGCUGAUGUGACAGUUUCACACCCCCAAGCUUUAAUUUAUUUCCACUCCCACCUUGAUUCCCACCUUUUGUGUUGCCCUGCUCUAUUCCUGGUACAUUCCUCGGUCCAUGUUUAUCAAGUUGUUUGGAAUUUAAGUGCUCUCCGGUGAUUUUUAUUCAUGUUAAAUCGAUCUAAGAUGAGACUGUACGCUGUAAUAUACUCGAUAAAUAUGGGCCCUUGUGUCUUCUUGUUUCCACCAUGCUGUAAAAGUGAAUUUAUCCCCUGUUUACAUCCAUCAAAUGGCUGACAUUCCCUCAUGGUAUCCAAGGACAUGCUCCAGCUUGAGUGUUGUUUUCUACUGUCACCACACUUAAUUCAAAGCCACAAACGCAGUGACACAUGGGGAUAAAUGGGGGGAAAUAAAUGUAUGUUCAAUAUAGUAUUUAUUUAAAGCCUCUAUAAUCAGUGAAUGUGUUUUUUUUUUGUUUGUUCAGUUCUUGAAAGUGCUGUGUUUUUAGCUCUGUGUAAGGAACGUCUGUUUACACGUAGAUGUUGAUCCCUCUGGCUAUAAUCCUGUGACACUCUAAGAAAAGUCAUUUUACAGUAUGAGGAAGAGGUUUGUUUGCUUAAAGUGUGCUCCUUUAAUUUCUGUAUAUGAAGCAGUUUGAGGAAAAUAAUGAUAGCUAUAUGUGCAAAUACUGUAUCGUCAGUAUAAAUGAAAAUUUAACCACAUAUGUAUAAAUAAAUGUGAAGAAUAAAAACUCUAUGUGAAAUAUACCUGAAUUUUGCUUUUUGUUGCACAGCGAAUUCUAUUCACUGAGAUUUCACAAUUAAACACUAACUUUGCUAAAAAA
Xyrichtys novacula (pearly razorfish) is the source of this 8338-nucleotide messenger RNA. The record is from the annotation of a GenBank genome assembly. NCBI's taxonomy places the organism in Eukaryota, Metazoa, Chordata, Actinopteri, Labriformes, Labridae.